AUGCUGGUCCCAACGCGAGGCAGGGUCCUCGAAAAGGCGAUCACGGGGAGCGCCGCCAUAUCACUACCAAGCUUCCUCGUGCCAGCCUUCCAACAGAAGGCAGCACCGCGCCGCCAGUUCUCCGACACGUCCAGCCGACCCUCGAAGCUCGGGCGCACGCCGAUAUCGAUCCCGCCGGGCGUCGAGCUGCUCAUCGGCGAGCCGAGAGUCAAGAAGGACCCCACGACGUACCUGCGCAUACCGAAGCGGACUGUGACCGUCUCGGGGCCCCUGGGUAAGCUCAACCUGGAGAUUCCGCCGUUCCUCAACAUCGACCAUGACGAGGCUACGAGGAAGGCGCUGUUGAGCAUUGAGAAUGGCGACGAGAAGAAGCAGAUGGAGAUGUGGGGCACCACAUGGGCAUACCUACAGCGAUACAUCAUCGGCGUGUCGGAAGGACACACCGCCAUCCUGCGACUAGUCGGAGUCGGAUACAGGGCGACGGUCGAAGAGCGGCCCAAGAAGGCCCAGUACCCUGGCCAGAAGUUUGUCUGCCUCAAGCUUGGUUUCACGCACCCCGUUGAGGAACCCGUUCCAUCUGGCAUGAAGGCCAGCACGCCGCAGCCGACGAGAAUCCUGCUCGAGGGCAUCAACAGAGAGGAGGUCAUGUCGUUUGCAGCGAACAUACGCAGGUGGAGGAGGCCGGAACCCUACAAGGGAAAGGGUAUCUUCGUCAAUGACGAGACAAUCAGGCUGAAGCAGAAGAAGAUCAAAUGA
This is a messenger RNA of Anthostomella pinea, 756 nucleotides long. NCBI's taxonomy places the organism in Eukaryota, Fungi, Ascomycota, Sordariomycetes, Xylariales, Xylariaceae. The record is from the annotation of a GenBank genome assembly.